Xiphophorus hellerii (green swordtail) is the source of this 3123-nucleotide messenger RNA. Its product is annotated as A-kinase anchor protein 10, mitochondrial-like. Lineage: Eukaryota; Metazoa; Chordata; Actinopteri; Cyprinodontiformes; Poeciliidae. Gene Ontology annotation, molecular function: protein kinase A binding. The record is from RefSeq and is a predicted model, not a curated record. Gene Ontology annotation, biological process: intracellular protein localization. Gene Ontology annotation, cellular component: mitochondrion; plasma membrane. The transcript has 15 exons. Bases 226 to 2061 code for a protein of 611 amino acids.
GAAGCAGCCCGGAAGUUAGUCGUUUAUUGACAAUAUGGCCACCGAGCUCGGCUUGGAUUUGGGGAUAAUUUUGAUUUGACAGCGCAGACCGGAGGAGAUUCCGAAAUAAAACCGACUUCCGCCUCAGGAGUGUACGGAGCCGAUGCGUUUGAAUGAAGGGAUUCGUGGCACGUCCCUGGGACGGUGAUAGUGAGCAGAGGAAGCGUCCAGAGUGCGAAACCCGUCAUGUCGUUUUUUAAGAGGAAAGCCAAAAGCAAGGAACCCGAGAGAGUAACGGAUGCUAAAGUUAACAAAGUUCCAGUCAACCCUCACUCUCCUUCACACGGACUGAAGAACCACAAUGCCGUCCUGGACGCCGCCGGGCCGAGCCACGUGGCCAUCAGUGCCAUAUCAGCCAACAUGGACUCCUUCGCCCGGGGCCGCACCGCCAUCCUCAAGAAGCAGCCGAGCCACAUGGAGGCAGCGCACUUCGGAGACCUCGGGCAUUCCAGCGUGAAUUAUCUGCCCCCGGAGACGCGCUCUCGGAUGUCCAAGACAGUGGACCAGGUCCUCAGAGACAAUGUGGCAAUGCCCCACUUCCUGCACUGCAUGGAGCACCGGGGCGCCGACCACCUCGUUCGGUUCUGGCUCGAGGCCGAGAGCUUCCGCUCGGCCAGCUGGUCGCGAGUCCGAGCGCAAAACCUCAACUCCGUCAAACACAGCUCGCUGGCCGAGCCGGUCCCCGUCUCUCCAGACGGGCCAGAGCUCGAUCAGAACACGUUCAAUGACCUUGCCCUCCACAACAGCCGUGGGAACCCGUCGCCGCUCUCCACCCGGUGGGACUCGUUGAGCGGGGAAGGCAAGCCGUCUCGGGCGGAGACCCCCAGCACACAGCCACCUUCCAGGACAGGGACUCCCUCUAAGGGCCAUCCCAACAAUACUCUGCGAGACUUCUCAGACACACUCAUGAAAAGUAUAGAAAAGGAUGCUGUUACCAUCUUCACCAAAUACAUUUCUCCAGAUGCUGCAAGACCCAUCCCCAUCACAGAGCAGAUCAGAAACGAUAUAGUCGCUAAGAUUUGCGGAGAGGACGGCAUGGUGGACCCAAACUGCUUUGUCAUUGCGCAGUCGGUUGUCCUCGCCAUGCUGGAACAACAGCACUUUACCGAAUUCCUGCGGAGCCACCAUUUCUGUAAAUACCAGAUUGAAGUUUUGACGAGUGGCUCCGUGUUCCUGGCUGACAUCUUGUUCUGUGAGUCAGCGCUCUUCUAUUUCUCAGAGUACAUGGAGAAGGAAGAGGCGAUGAAUAUACUACAGUUCUGGCUGGCUGCGGAUAACUUCCAGAACCAGUUGGCUGCUAAAAAAGGCCAGUAUGACGGCCAGGAGGCUCAAAACGACGCCAUGAUCCUCUAUGAUAAGUAUUUCUCACUCCAGGCUACCAAUCCUCUGGGCUUCGGCGACUCGGUACGGAUGGAGAUCGAGUCGAACAUUUGCCGGGAGGGAGGGCCGCUCCCCGACUGUUUCACCACUCCUCUCAGACAGGCCUGGACGACCAUGGAGAAGGUGUAUUUGCCCGGCUUCCUGUCCAGCAACAUUUACUACAAAUACCUGAGCGACCUCAUCAACUCGGUGCGGGGCGACGAGUUCGUGAACGUGAGCGGUCAAGGUCAAGGUCAGGGCGUGCCGGCAGACAGCGACCGCUCCGGCUCGAACGCCGGCGAGAGCUCCCAGGUUCAGCAGGGAGCCAAGAAAGCAGCCAUCAAGAUUUUGAAGAACUUCGACGAGGCGAUCACCGUCGACGUGGCCAGCCUGGAUCCGGAGAUGCUCUACCAGCGGCCGUACGCUGGAAAGAUGACUUUCGGAAAGGUGAACGAGUUGGGUCAGUUCAUCAGAGAGGCCGAGCCAGAACCCGACGUGAAGAAAUCAAAAGGUUCCAUGUUUUCUCAAGCAAUGAAGAAAUGGGUCCAGGGCAACUCAGACGAGGCCCAGGAGGAAAUGGCGUGGAAGAUCGCCAAGAUGAUUGUCAACGACGUCGUUCACCAGUCGAACCACGACAGCCCCGGCAAAUCCACCAAGCUAUGACCCUACUGAGGAACCAAAGGACAGUAACUCCCUGCAGACUCUGUCUAUCGGCUGGAUUUACGCCGCAGUGAACUGCUUUACCGCCCCUCAAAACAAGAACAAAGAAUUUUAUCGCCUCCCCGUUUACCUUAUGCUUGUGUGUGUGCGUGUAUUUGCGUGUGUGUGUGUGUGUGUGGCUGUUAUUACGGGCGAGUGUUAACGCAUGGACCGAGACAAAACUUGAAGUACUUCAAUCUUCUAUCUCCAAAACACUAUGAAGAUGCACACGAGGGCGCUCGCAUUAAGACACUCCUGUAGGAAGACAUUCAGCACGUGUCCAGAAGGAAGCAGCAGCAUUUUGAUACUACGGUUUAUUGCUUAUCUCGGACCUUUGGAGGAUUCUACUAGGACUUCAUUAAAUUCACUCCCACACAGCACCUUUUUUUUUUUUAUAAGCAUUCCUUGUUUUUACGUGAGUUUCUCUCGCCUGGGUCUACCACUUAGAGCCAAUCAGCAAGUUUUCGAGUCGUAGUCACAGAAGCAGCGUGGAGUUGUUUACUAAUUGAAGCUGUUCCGCCCCGGCCCUUUGCGUACUGUAGAGCAUCUCGCGAUGUGACUGUGAAUCAGGCAGGCGAAGAGCGGAUCCAGUUCUUGGACUGAACAUCUAGGCACCUUUACGGAACGAUAGAAUAAUACUCCAGCUAUGUCAGAAAACUCCAAACUCCACGUCCUUAAGGUUCUAUACAUAUAUAUAUAUAUAUAGAUAUAAAUUCUGGUUUAUCCCUUAUAUGAAUAUUUGUCUUUUUUUUAAAUUGUAAUCUUAGUUUUUAUACAUAUAUAAGCAUUGCUGACACAAAACUCAGUAAUGAAUUGACUGCUAAACUGGAAGGUGUGCUCAGUUAAUUUUAUUUUAUUUUUUAUUUCUUUUGAGCCUUACCUAGAUGUGGAAAGGAACCAGAAAAAAAAACUCUUGGUACUAUGUACCACUGUUUUUGACAUGUAUGUGUACUUGAUCUAUAAUAUAUUUAAAAUGUGUUUGAUUCAAAGACAAUUACUAUAAAACAUGUGGUUUUUUUUUUCCUU